AUGGGGCGGGUUGUUACCGGGGCGCGUCUCAUGAGCUCCUUCCGGGAACUAUCGGUGGCGCAAGAGCGCUCAACGAUCGAUGUUGAACAUUUGCAGCUGAAUGUUGACGGCUCUCUGUUCUUUGGGAAGGAUAAAUUGCGCCUUCAUAAACUCCACAAGCAUAAAGCAGUAUCACGCUUCGACGGUUUUAUUGCUCUUGCCCCUGAUAAUGAGAUUCUCCUUUCCAAGUCUCACAGGAUACUAUCCUUCCAGUCGCACCCCGAGAUAUCAUCUGAGCUCCCACUUAGGCUGUUAGAGCGAGCAUGA
This is a messenger RNA of Akanthomyces muscarius, 306 nucleotides long. RefSeq lists its product as uncharacterized. The transcript has 4 exons. Bases 1 to 306 code for a protein of 101 amino acids. Lineage: Eukaryota; Fungi; Ascomycota; Sordariomycetes; Hypocreales; Cordycipitaceae. The record is from RefSeq and is a predicted model, not a curated record.